GUCUUCGGUGACGGCCGCGUUGUUUGUUCAUCCGAAAACUGGACUCAAAUGGUGCUCGGACUGCCAGUUGGUGGAAGCUUGACAGUUCGCCCUUGGAUCGCGUUCGUGUGUGGUGGCAUUUGCGGGAAAUUUUCCGAUUAUUUCGAUUAUUCCGAGAUAGGUCAGGACACGGCACAUCUGUGCGCUCGCCAGGCUAUCGAAGGUGACGGCAGCCGGAACUGGUCACAUGGAUUCGGCUCGCUGAAAAUUUGAAGUUCCGUUUGUGAAAUCGCGAAUGUUGCGGAACUUUACCCCUCCGGCGGUUUGAGUCGACAUUAAACUUUGAUAGCCGAGCUGCGAGGUGAUUUUCGAGCGCGUCAAUGAAGUGAUGUAUAAAUAGUAAGCUACUGAUAGCUGCCAUCCGGAGUGGUUCCGCGUGAAGUUUGAACGUGUGUCGAAAAGGCAAUGAUUAAAAUUUAAAAUCCAAUUCGACAAAUUCGUGGUAAAGUUUGAUUUAUUGUUGGCAUUCGCCACCGUGACCGUUCGAGAGGAACGUUUUCUUAGAUCGGUGGCACCUUCGGUUGUUUGUUUGAGGACGAAACGAAAGAGAGAGAAAAAUAAACGUAAAGUUUCCACCAGAUUGUCGUUUUCGGUGGGCUGGGCCCAAACAAGACGAAGUGUCGGCUUUCCGCAUCUCCACCGGAUGCUGUUGGGACGGGUGCGGGGUGUGGUGGCGCCGUUGAAAAUGUGGAAAAAAGUGCUGUUCACUUGGCAAUAGGCAGCGCAGAUGUGAGUGUUGAGUGUGUUCCGUGGAAGUCAAUUCCACGUCCAGACGCUGGCUGCUGGCUGGCAAGCAGCGAAUGAAGAGGUUACGAAGAAUCCGUAGAAGAUUGUCCCUGGACCAGUCAGUGAAUGGUGUAAAUACGAGUACACUGCCGAGAGCUAUUGAUAGUCAAAUCAAUAUGUCAUCCCGAAGGCGAUUUAUAAUGGAAAUGGAGCAAUUUAUUGCGUUCCUUGGGAAGUAGGGAUUGGUACCGCGAUCGAACGUGUUUCCCGGGGGCAAAUUUCGGUUACGUUUGAAAUAUUACAGUUCGUACACCCACGCCUAGUUUGACGGAAUCGAUGGAAACCAAUCUGUCUAUCUGUUUUCGGAGAAUCUCAGCCAAGUAGUGCGAAUGCAGAACACACUCAAGCUUAGUUGAUAAACGGGUUUGGAAAUUCUGUUUAAUUCUGGUAUUACAACAAACGAGUUUCAGAUCCUCUCUGAUCCCUAUGAUAGUAGUGCUUAAGUAAUUGUCAAUUCCAACAGUCAGUGUGAGGUGGAAAAAAUCAGAUUGAGAAAAGGAAACAUUGUAAAAGUGUGUUACUAUCGGAUAAAUCUUACAUCCGAUCGUAGCUUGUUUUUUUUUCUCCAUUCGAUAAAAAGUGCACAGUAAAAGAAUAAUCAACAUUUACUUGCACAAAACAAAAGUAAAACAAGCAUCGGUGACGCCACAGUCCAAAGCCAAUAUUGUCACAGAUUGUGUGAGACAAAUAGCUCACCGGCUAUCGCAACCACGAUCUCGGAGCACGGGCUCCCCUUGUCACAUGUCCUGACAACGGAAGAACAAAAUACACAAAUAACAACAUUCGCCAGUGGGUGUGUGGGACCGAAAGCUCACGGCAAAGGAAAAGUUCCCGCUGAAGAAAACCAUCACCCACCCACUGCAGUGGGGUCAGAAAAAUAUCCCCGUCAAAGUUCGCUUGAGUUCGCUUGGCCUGUACAAUCCGGUUGUUUUACCAGUUGGUUGUGAUCCUCAAAGUUCUCGAAAUAACGUGAAAAAAGUAUAAUAAAUUUCCCGGGCAGCAAACAGCGAAAUUGUACACACACACACAAAAAGAAAAAUCACAAACCUGCGAAACAAAACAAAAAAUACCGACAAUUAUGGAAUUAAUCAUGACGGGUGGCCUCGAGCCACGGCAAACGGACCGGGUCUGGUCGGCCGGGUUGGCAUGCCGAUGGCAACUGUGGCACUUUGUGGUCGCGUUACUGCUGCUGGUAACGACGUCGCCGACAAACGCACAGACGCCAACGGAAAAAAUCCCUCUGGGAGCCAUCUUCGAGCAGGGAACGGACGAAAUCCAGUCGGCCUUCAAGUUUGCUAUGCUGAACCACAACCUGAACGUGACGGCCCGUCGUUUCGAGCUGCAGGCCUAUGUUGACGUAAUUAACACAGCGGAUGCGUUCAAAUUAUCACGCCUCAUAUGUAAUCAGUUUUCCCGCGGUGUAUUCGCCAUGCUCGGUGCCGUGUCGCCGGAUUCCUUCGACACGCUGCACUCGUACAGCAACACAUUCCAGAUGCCGUUCGUUACGCCCUGGUUCCCGGAGAAGGUCCUAACGCCGUCAUCCGGCUUUCUCGAUUUCGCUAUCAGCAUGCGGCCGGACUACUACCAGGCCAUAAUCGACACGGUGCGGUACUACGGCUGGGAUCGGAUCAUCUACAUGUACGACUCGCACGACGGUUUGCUUCGGCUACAACAGAUCUACCAGGGCCUUCGGCCAGGCAACGAAACAUUCCACGUGGAAACCGUCAAGCGGAUAGCCAACGUCAGCGAUGCUAUCGAGUUCCUGCGUACCAUCGAGGAGCUGAACCGGUGGUCCAGGAAACACAUCGUACUGGACUGCAGCACCGAGCUGGCCAAGGACAUCGUGGUGAGCCAUGUGCGUGAUAUUACACUCGGCAAACGGACAUACCAUUAUCUGCUCAGUGGGCUGGUGAUGGACGACCGCUGGGAGAGCGAAGUGAUCGAGUAUGGUGCGAUAAAUAUCACCGGCUUCCGGAUUGUGGACACCAGUAAAAAGUACGUGAAGGAAUUCCUCGAUGGCUGGAAACGGCUGGAUCCGACGACGUCGCAGGGUGCCGGAAAAGAGCUAAUCUCCGCCCAAGCCGCCCUGAUGUACGAUGCGGUGUUCGUUCUGGUGGAGGCAUUUUCCAAAAUUGUCCGAAAGAAACCGGACCAAUUUCGGGCGUACACAAUGCGCAACCGGGGUCAAUCGUUCAGUCUGCCAACAAACGGAACCCGUACCCUGGACUGCAACAUGUCCAAGGGCUGGGUAACACCGUGGGAGCAUGGCGACAAAAUUUCACGCUACCUGAGGAAGGUGGAAAUUUCCGGCCUCACGGGAGACAUAAGAUUUAAUGAAGAUGGCAAACGGCAAAACUACACCCUGCAUGUGGUCGAGAUGACGGUGAACAGCGCCAUGGUGAAGGUGGCCGAGUGGUCCGACGAGAACGGGCUGACACCGGUGGUGGCCAAGUACACCCGGCUGAAAACGGACAUGAACUACGAGAAGAACAAGACCUACAUCGUAACGACCAUCAUCGAGGAACCGUACAUUAUGCUGCGCCAGCCGGAACCCGGCGAGACACUGGAGGGCAACGAUCGCUUCGAGGGUUACUGCAAGGAUCUUGCUGAUUUAGUGGCAAAAAAACUUGGCAUCAACUAUGAACUACGCAUCGUGAAGGACGGACAGUACGGCGCCGAGAAUCCGGACGUGAAGGGCGGCUGGGAUGGAAUGGUCGGCGAGCUGGUCCGGAAGGAGGCGGACAUCGCAAUCGCAUCGAUGACAAUUACCUCCGAGCGGGAACGUGUUAUAGACUUCAGUAAGCCGUUUAUGUCACUCGGCAUUUCCAUUAUGAUCAAAAGACCGGUCAAGCAAAAGCCGGGCGUGUUCAGCUUUCUCAAUCCGUUGUCGAAAGAGAUUUGGAUAUGCGUCCUGUUUAGCUACGUUGGCGUCAGCAUUGUGCUGUACAUCGUGUCACGCUUUUCGCCGUUCGAGUGGCGGCUGGUUAAUUAUAACGACAAAGGAAACGCGUUUGGCCUACUUGCAGGCGACCAACCGGAUGCCGUCCCACAGGCCACGGUAAACGAGUUUAGCAUCCUGAACUCGUUCUGGUUUGCCCUCGGUGCGUUCAUGCAACAGGGCUGUGACAUUUCACCACGGUCCAUCUCUGGCCGGAUCGUCGGCUCGGUCUGGUGGUUCUUCACACUCAUACUGAUCUCGUCCUACACUGCCAACCUGGCGGCGUUUCUCACCGUGGAACGCAUGGUCACACCGAUCAACUCGCCGGAGGACCUAGCCUCGCAAACCGAAGUCCAGUACGGGACGCUCAUCCACGGUUCCACGUGGGAUUUCUUCCGGAAGUCACAAAUCUCGCUCUACAGCCGCAUGUGGGAGUACAUGAACUCACGAAAGCACGUGUUUGUCAAAACCUACGACGAGGGCAUCCGGCGGGUGCGAACGUCCAAAGGCAAAUACGCACUGCUCAUUGAAUCACCUAAGAAUGACUAUACCAACGAGCGGGAGCCGUGCGACACGAUGAAGGUGGGCCGGAAUCUCGAUGCGAAAGGAUUCGGCGUCGCCACGCCCCUGGGAUCACCACUGAGAGACCCCAUCAAUCUAGCGGUACUGUCAUUGAAGGAAAACGGUGAACUCACCAAGCUGGUUAACAAAUGGUGGUACGAUCGGACGGAGUGCAAGCACAGUGAAAAACAGGACGCUUCCAGGAAUGAACUAUCGCUGAGUAACGUGGCCGGUAUUUUCUACAUACUGAUCGGUGGACUGCUGGUGGCACUCGGUGUUGCAUUGGUGGAGUUUUGCACGAAGAGUGCCAACCGGUCAUCCAACCGGAUUCCUCUUUCCGACACGAUGAGUUCCAAUUCCAACUCGAAAAACAGACUGACAAUGCCACCGACUACUCGGGACUACGACAACGGUCGAAUUGGCUACUACACCCCGUCGACGCACUCCGAACCCGACCCGAUCCAUGCCAACUCGCACACGCAGGUUUGAUGUAAGGAGCCACCGGAGUUGCGCCUAUGACGACCACCGUACGCACCAACCAUUCGGCAAAUCGUGGCCAACAGUCAGCACGACACGUCCACUUUGUUGAAACAGCGAAGUUCCGGUGGCUCAGGAGCUCCUACCGGCAGUAUUAUCGGUCCCGGGGGGUUAGUGAUGGACAAUUCCGGCUUGUAAAGCCUUCCUUCUUACUGUCACACGAAAGCCCCACACCCACACCGAACCGAACCGCAAAAACAGAUAUGACAAAAUAGUCCUACUUUAGAGAGCCUCGUAUGGCAUGCGACAAAGUCACACAGCGUCUAGUAAUCAAGAAUCAUCAAUGAUACGAAAUUUAGAUCGUGAUUGUAAGAAAAAUUGUAUAUAGUUUAGUAUUUGUUAUGAAAUGUAAAAUUUAAACCCUAGGUAAUUAAAAUUAUUACAAUAAAUGUAACUGAAUUGGACGCGAUUUUGCCGCAACUUGGGUAAACUCAAGGAACGAACUGAAAAUUUAAAAAACAUAAAAAGAAAUAAACACUGCUCGCUGUUAUUCGUUCACUGAACCGAUAAUGAAUAAUUCAAUCGAACGUUAUAAUAAUGAUACAACAAACCCAGUAAAACCAAAAAAAAACAAAACUCUAUACAAGACAACACAAGACACAUAAGCAUUGUAAAGUCGAAACAAUAGUUCUACCUUUAAACAAUCGUACGAAGUAAGAAAAAUACCCAAUUACCAUGCAUUUCAAGAAUCAAAUACCGGAACGAAAAUCAAUUGACAAAAGUUUAAAGGAAAAUAAAAUAGUUUGCCUUUCGUUGGAAGAAAACAACAUUUUUGCAACUUUCCUCGAAUCGACACAAACAAAAGGGAUUCUUCUCUUCCUCAACUACAAACAUAUUGUAAAUGGACGAACACUUUACGGUGAAUCCUAUGAGUAUCUACUAAAUUAAAUACAUCCAAAUUACUAUAAAUGUGCGCAUUUCGGGGGACGACCGAUCGUUGGGAGAAUGAAAGUUGAUGGUGUCAAAAUCGAACUUUAAUAAUAUCAAAAACAAAACAAAACUGAUGUGUUAAGCAGUAAGCAUAAGUUAAGCCUCUGAUGGAAAUUAAGGAAACAGUAAAAGAAAAACAAUGUAUUGUUUUACCAGUAUUGGGUUUGUACAGUGAAUGAGAUAUCGUUUUGUUGGCAAAUGUUUUUUGAAAUAAAUCAAAUUCUAGACAACUUUUAA
Messenger RNA from Malaya genurostris, 6028 nucleotides. Its product is annotated as glutamate receptor 1-like. Gene Ontology annotation, biological process: monoatomic ion transport; modulation of chemical synaptic transmission; synaptic transmission, glutamatergic. The record is from RefSeq and is a predicted model, not a curated record. NCBI's taxonomy places the organism in Eukaryota, Metazoa, Arthropoda, Insecta, Diptera, Culicidae. The transcript has 12 exons. Gene Ontology annotation, cellular component: plasma membrane; postsynaptic membrane. Gene Ontology annotation, molecular function: glutamate-gated receptor activity; transmitter-gated monoatomic ion channel activity involved in regulation of postsynaptic membrane potential. The coding region runs from base 1904 to 4813 and encodes 969 amino acids.